Acaulospora colombiana is the source of this 2958-nucleotide messenger RNA. NCBI's taxonomy places the organism in Eukaryota, Fungi, Glomeromycota, Glomeromycetes, Diversisporales, Acaulosporaceae. The record is from the annotation of a GenBank genome assembly.
AUGUUGUUCACUAGGAAAGUAAAGAACCUGGAAAAACCAAGUUUUCUGAAUGUUAUUGGGAUCCCACCGAGCUAUCUGAAUGUACCUUACGUCGAUUCCACUUUUGAAUCAGCAACAAUUCCAUAUGCAUCGCAGAUAUUUGAGAACACCACUUUGGGAAACAUUUACGCUACCUUGUUUAUCGGUACUUAUAAUUGGCUUGAACAGAUAGACACGGAGAUCAGGCGUCGUUCUCGAGAGAGAAUCUACCGAAAGUUUGCUCCGCACGGUCUACCCAUCCUCUCUCAAUCUCGCAUUCGGCAACCAGUCAUCCAGCGGUUAGAAGACUUGGAUGAGUAUAUCAGAAUGUUUUUGUUAAACGUGUCUGCUCUACAAGACACCAAUUCGAAACCGAAUGAUGUUGAACAUAAUGAUGACUUCAAUGAAAAGCCGAAGAAAACUUCUCCGCCCUUGUCAGUGUUGAACCCGGCUCCAUAUGACAAGUCUAACAGGACUUCAUCUUUCAAUCCUAAUAAUUCUUCCGAUCAAGAAAUUUCGGCCCAUAAAGAAGCUAUUAAUGUGCCGCCGUCAGGCAAUUCAGCCGGCGAACAAAACCUAUCACUCUCACCUUAUGGUAAAACUUCAUCUUUUGGUCCUGAUAAUCCGUUCGAUCAAGAGAUUUCACCUCAUAAAGAGACUAUCAAUGUGCCACCAUCGGGUAAUCUGGCCGGCAAUCAAAACCUAUCAUCUUCCCCUUCUGGUAAAGCUUUAUCUUUCGGUCCUGAUAGUUCUUUUGAUCAAGAGAUUUCGCCUCAUAAAAAGACUAUCAAUGUACCACUAUCGGAUAAUCUGGCCGGCAAACAAAACCUAUCCUCCUCACCUUUUGGUAAAACUUUACCCCUCGGUCCUAAUAGCUCGCUUGAUCAAGAGAUUUCACCUCAUGAAGAGACUAUUAAUGUACCACCGUCGGGAGGUUCAACCGGCAAGAAAAACCUGUCCUCCUCGCCUUCUGGUAAAACUUUACCCCUCGGUCCUAAUAAUUCGUUUGAUCAAGAGAUUUUGCCACCGUCGGGCAAUCUAGCCGGCAAGAAAAACCUGUCCUCUUCACCUUCUGGUAAAACUUUACCCAUCGGUCCUAAUAAUUCGUUUGAUCAAGAGAUUUCGCCUCAUAAAGAGACUAUUAAUGUAUCACCGUCAGGCAAUCCAGCUGGCAAGAAAAACCUGUCCUCUUCACCUUCUGGUAAAACUUUACCCAUCGGUCCUAAUAACUCGAUUGAUCAAGAGAUUUCGCCUUAUAAAGAGGCCAAUGAUGUACCACUUUCGGGCAAUCCAGCCGGCAAGAAAAAUAUGUCCUCUUCGCCUUCUGGUAAAACCAUACCCAUCGGUCCUAAUAACUCGAUUGAUCAAGAGAUUUCGCCUAAUAAGGAGACCAAGGACGUGCCACCGUCAGGCAAUCUAGCCAGUAAACAAAACCUAUCAUCCUCGCCUUCUGAUAAAACCGUACCCAUCGAUCCUAAUAACUCGAUUAAUCAAGAGAUUUCGCCUAAUAAAGAGACCAAGGACGUGCCACCGUCAGGCAAUCCAGCCAGUAAACAAAACCCAUUAUCCUCGCCUUCUGAUAAAACUGUACCCAUCGGUUCUAAUAACUCAUUUGAUCAAGAGACUUCGCCUCACAAAGAGGCUAUUAAUAUACCAUCGUCGAGCAAUCCAUCUGAUCCAUCAUCCUCGCCUUCUUACAAAUCUUCUGGAUCUUCACAAAAGAAAACCCCCGUAAUCGCGGCCCCUACAGAUUCAACAAAGGCCGGAUUUCUCGAUGUCAACCCCCACGCAGUAACUGCAUCUUCUCAAAAGACUGGCAUAUCCCCUUCACCACAACCGCCAGUUUCGCCGGUCAUUAUUUUGACGGAUGCCGAUCGACCUGGAUCGGAACAAGGUAACGACAGAAGGCGAAAUCCAAAUGUAUCAAAACAAGGUCAAGUUGUCGAAGAUUCUGAUGCCAUAAGUGUCAAUUCAUCUAUACAUACCAUUAUUUCAUAUGUUGACGAAAAUGGGAAUGAAUUAGACCCCAAUGAGGCUUCUAGUAUUCACAGCAAGGUGAAAUACGUGGACGAGGACGGUAAUCCUGUAGAUGUAAAUACCAUGGACCCUAGAAGAUCGGAGGCUUCCAGUGUUCAUAGCAAGGUGGAAUACGUAGACGAGGACGGUAAUCCUAUAGAUCUAAGCGCAAUUGAUCGUAGGGGAUCUGAAGUUACCAGUAUUCGCAGUAAAGUGCAAUACGUGGACGAUGAUGGUAAUCCUAUAGAUCUAAACACAGCUGGUCGCAGAAGAUCAGAAGUUACUAGUAUUCGCAGCAAAGUGCAAUUCGUGGACGAGGAUGGUAAUCCCAUAGAUCCAAACACAACCGGUCGUAGAAGAUCAGAAGUUACUAGCAUUCGCAGCAAAGUGCAAUUCGUGGACGAGGAUGGUAAUCCUAUAGAUCCAAACACAACUGGUCGUAGAAGAUCAGAAGUUAGUAGCAUUCACAGCAAGGUGCAAUACGUGGACGAGAAUGGUGAUCCUAUAGAUAUAAACACAAUUGAUCCUAGAAAAUCAGAGAUUUCUAGCGUUCACAGUAAGGUGGAGUACGUGGACGAGGAUGGCAAUCCUAUGGAUCUAAGCACACUCGAUCCCAGGAGAUCCAGGGUUAUUAGUGUUCACAGCGAGGUGGAAUACGUGGACGAGAAUGGUAAUCCUAUAGAUAUAAGCACAAUCGAUCCCAGGAGGUCCAGGGUUGUCAGUGUUCACAGCAAGGUGGAAUACAUAGACGAGGAUGGUAAUCCUAUAGAUAUAAGCACAAUUGACCCUGAGAUUUUGGAAGAAAACAUUGACACGGAUACUACAGUCGCCGGUCCAUCCAAUUCACGCCCAAACGAGUUUAGUGAUAAAACUAAAAAGAGGAUGGCCAAAUUCAAAAGAAUCUUUGGGUUUGGUAAAAAAUGA